UCCAAAGAAUCUAAUGCUAAGCUAAUCGAGUUCACCUAGAGAAAUCUGAAAUUCCUAGAGAAAUCAAAAAUAAUCGAGAAUCAUGACCGAGAAGUGGAGUGCUCUGCUGCUAUUGCUGCAGCUGCUGGGCAAUUUGGAGUCGAGUCAGGCGAUUUGGUUUCCCUGGUACUUCCAGCGCUACGGACUAGUCCCGCACUCGUUUCGCCAUGGUGGGGGUCACAAAAACCAGACCCACCAUUCGGGGUCAACCUGUCCACCUGGCUACGAACCCAAGUCGUCGGCCUCCAAGUUGACGGGAGAAAUGGUUGGCUGUGAGCAUGCUGGUGGAUCGAUUGGCGGAGGAUCAGGAUCAGGAUCGGAACGCCUGUGCGAUGAUAAUCCAGUGCUGAUGCAGCUGGCCCGUCUCUAUGUGGUGAGUCCCGAACGGAUUGUCCUUCUGCUGGCGCAGCCCUCUCUCACCGCCUCCUGUGACGAGAUCGCCGAUGUGCUGGGCAACAUACAGCGCUCCAUGCGCAACUGCGUCCUGGAGCCGGAUAAUAUCUACGGCAGAUUAGCGGACGGUCUGAGCUACUUCCGAACGGAGGUCUGUGACGGAGGCGAUGGAAGCAACCGGAAGCGGUGCACUGGACUCCAGGAGUCUCACAACUGUCUGCGGGAACUCCGCACCGAUAUGAUAGAGUGUGAGGCUCCGGCGGAUUGGUACGAACGGCGGAACGCCACCAAGGUGUGUCACAUCUUCAACGAUGUCCUGGACUGCUAUUACACCAGGGCUGCCUUGCUCUGUGGCCUUGAGUCUGCCAAGCAACUGAGAUCCUUCGCCGGCGACAGCAUGGGCAGGGCCAUGAUCCACAAGUGCGAGGUCAACAAAAGGCUGCCCCGGGUGGACAAUGCCAUGCCCAUCCACGAAGCCACCGGAGCUGGCACUACGUCCCCACAAUUUACUUAUUUCAUUUUGGUCAAUAUUGUCAUUGGUUUUGCAUGCUUUCAAUAUAUAUUUUAGAUAUAAUAACUGUUGGGUGUUAUUCCGAGCAGAAAAGUCA
This is a messenger RNA of Drosophila gunungcola (fruit fly), 1040 nucleotides long. RefSeq lists its product as uncharacterized. The coding region runs from base 83 to 1000 and encodes 305 amino acids. The transcript has a single exon. The record is from RefSeq and is a predicted model, not a curated record. NCBI's taxonomy places the organism in Eukaryota, Metazoa, Arthropoda, Insecta, Diptera, Drosophilidae.